CAGCAACAACAACAGCAACAUUUCGUGCGAAAAUGUUCACAUCAAAGCAACAACAACUGCAGCAAGGACCUCAUCGACUGUCACGCCUGCUACACAUUUGCCUGCUCCUGCUAUCGCUGAGCUGGGCGGCCAACGGCAGCAACAUUGUGGAGCCCGAGGAGGCAGCUUUUCAAGGUCACUGCGGUCAUACGAGUCCCUGCGAGCAGCUCUGCUACGAGAUCCACGAUGGGAUGUACGAGUGCGACUGCAUCGAGGGCUACGAGCUGAACAAGAAUGGCUACAGCUGUCAAGUGAUAAACACGACAAACAGCGGCCAGGAUGGGCACGGUAAAUCGGAUGAGGAUGUGCUCUACCAGAAGGGCGCAUCCUUCAGUGCAAAGCUCGCCAAUGCAGCGGCGGCGGCGGUGGCAACGGCCGGCGGGCAGGCGGAUGGGAAUGCGAAUGCGGAUGCGGAUGCGGCUGAAGCGGAUGCGAAUAGCGAAUAUGAUUACAACGAUGAGAAUUUAGAUGGCAUGCGGGAACAGAAAGUCAAUUCAAACGAUUAUUACAUAUCAGCGGAGAGCAUUAGCUUCAAUGAGAAUCAGGAGCUGGAUGCGGCCGACUUUAAGGUGGCGACCACAGCGGGCACAGCCACCAAACUAACCAAAUCGACUAAAGCUGCGCCAACAACCACGACGACAACAACAACGACAACAGCAGCAACAACUACAACAACAGCAGCAACAACACCAGCUGCAAGAUCGACAAUUGAGCGUGGCCAAAUGGCAAACAAAGCCAAUGGCCAGCGCAAUGCCAUGGAUUAUGGCUUGGCCGAUGUGGAUGGCGAUGGCGAUGGCGAUGUCGAUGAGUAUUAUAGCUAUAAAGCGGACAUGUCCAUCUAUGACGAUGUCAAUAAUAAUCAAUUAAAUUUAAGACGCAACAGCAACAGUAACAGCAAUUCGCAUACAUAUCAGCAGACUAGCAAAAGCAACAACAACAACUUGAACAACUUGAACAACAACAACUUGAACAACGACAACUUUAAGGUCGCAAUGCAUAUCAACAAUAAUAAGAAUGCUGCCAAUAGCAACAUAUCACUUAAGACAACAACAACAACUAGUACUACUACUACAACAACAACAACAGCAGCUGCAAUCAGCAGCACACUUUGCAAUCUGGAUUGCGGCGCAGAGGGUAUUUGUGCUCUGGAGGCAACGGCGUCCACAGCGCGCUGUUUGUGCCCAUUUGGCAAAACGGGCGAAAAUUGCCUGGAAGAUAUCAGGGCGCACGUGCCACGCUUUGCGAAGCGCUCCUGGCUGGCAUUUCCGGCACUCCACGGCGCCUAUAAGCAUGUUCAGCUGCGGCUGGAAUUCCGUCCAGAAUCCUUUGAUGGCAUCAUAUUGCUGAGCGGGGAGCGAGAUGAUCUAACUGGCGAUUUUAUGGCCCUGCUGCUGAACAAGGGCUUCGUGGAGUUCUGGUUCGAUUGCGGCUCCGGCGUGGGCAGCGUGCGAUCCAGAGAGACCAUCAUGCUGAACGAGUGGAACUCGGUGAUUAUCUAUCGCCAUCGUUGGGAUGCCUGGCUGGUGCUCAAUCACGGCACCAAAGUCCAGGGCAGAUCGAAUGGUCUCUUCUCGCGCAUCACAUUCCGUGAGCCGGUCUUUCUGGGCGGCAUUGGCAACAUCACGGGCCUGGCCAAGCGUCUGCCGCUGGCCGAGGGCUUUGCCGGCUGCAUUCGCCGCUUCGUGGCCAACGAGCACGACUACAAGUUCACGGAGCAUCCGCUGGGCGAUGUCAUCAAUGGCUUCGAUAUACAGGAUUGCUCGACGGACAAGUGCGUGCGUUAUCCUUGCCAGCAUGGCGGCAAGUGUUUGCCCUCGGAUCAGGGCGCUGUUUGCCUGUGUCCGAUUGGCUUUGUCGGUGAUUUGUGCGAGAUACGCAUGGAUUUGCAGGUGCCCGCCUUCAAUGGCUCCUCUUUUCUGCGCUAUGCGCCGCUGGGCGACAGCGCUUUGAUCUGGCUGGAGCUGAAGGUCAUAUUGAAGCCGGAGCAGCCGGACGGUCUGAUACUCUACUCGGGGCCGGAGCAACGCGGCGAUUUUAUAGCUUUGUAUCUGCACGAUGGCUUUGUGGAGUUUGCCUUUGAUUUGGGCAGCGGCCCAGCGGUGGUGCGCAGUGAACACUCGCUGAGUCUGGGACAAUGGCACACCAUCAAGAUCUCAAGGACCGCACGCCUGGCUGUGCUUAAGAUCGAUCAGCAUCAGGAGGUCAUGACUAUUUCCUCGAAUGGCUUCUGGCAUCUGUCGCUGGCGCAGAACCUAUUUGUGGGCGGCGUCAAUCAUGUGGACCGUCUGCCAUUGGAUCUCAAGUACAAGUCCUUCUUUGUGGGCUGCAUUCAGCGCAUUGACAUCAAUGGCCACUCGCUGGGCAUUGUGGCGGAGGCGCUGGGCGGCAGCAACAUUGGCAACUGCCCGCACGCUUGUGUGGCCCGGCCCUGCGGACCGCUGGCCGAGUGUGUGCCGCAGAUGGAGAGCUACGAGUGCCGUUGCAGCAUCUACAACGAGCGCUGCAACAAGGCAGCUGAAGUGCCGCCCGAGCAGCUGCCGGAGCUGAUGCUGCACAAGCAGCACAAUGGCCAGCCACUUGAGGCCAAACAAUACAAAGGAGUUGAGUCGAAGAAAUUGUGGGCGCACAAGAAGCAUUCCUCAAAGCGCAAGAAUAUGCAUAAGCACAAGACGGCACCUGCAACCACCAGCAGCAGCACUAGCACCAGCACCACUUCAACCACCACCACCACCACCACAACGACAACGACUACAGCCAAGCCACCCACACCAGCUGCAGUGGGUGGUGCGCCCAGCAAUGAGGAAAUCGAAGACGAUAUCAUCUUUCGCUUUGUGCAUGAGAAUGCCGCAAAGGCGCCCAGCCCCAUUGUGGGGCUGCAGCAGGCCCCACUCGUGGGCAAGCAGCAUGUGAGCAAGCACGAGCACCAUCAGAAGCCGAACACCUUUGCGCACAAGCUUGCCCGCCUGCCCACACACUACGAAAGUUUCCAAACAAAUCCGGAUAGCGAUAUACUAACAUUCGAUGAUAACAACGAUUGGGUGGCCAGCAUGCAGCAGCAGGAGUAUGCGGAUGCCAUGGCGACCAGUCAAGUGGGGGGCCAGACGGCGGAAGUUGAUGUGGCCACUGGAGAUGCGGAAGCGGAUGGGGAUGCUGAUGCAAGUGGUUUUGUUUUCGAUGAGUCACUGUUUGAUGCCAACGACGGCGCUGAGGAUUAUCAACGCAAGCAGCUGGCCCAGGACAUGAAGCGCAUCAUGUCCAAUACACACACGCACACACACGCGCAGAAAAAAGUUAACCAGGAGGAGCAGCGCCAGCAGCAGCCACCAGUUGAGCCGCAGUACAGCGAGGAAUACAACGACGAUGAGCUGCUAACACCCGUGCUCAAAUCGGAGCCGGUGGCUCCAGCUGUUGCUGCGAGCACACCCCAAACGCACACCGACUGGAGUCUUCUGAAGAAAUUCGAUCUGUCUGCGGAGCAUCAAUCGCAGGUGCAGAGCGUGCGCAAGAAUUUUGGCGCCUGCUUCGCCGGCACCGACAGCUAUUUCCACUACAACGAUGCGGACACCAUGAGCCAGGUCAUCAGCUACAACAUCGAUCUCAAUCUGCGCAUCAAGACGCACUCGGAGAACGGCGUGAUACUCUGGACGGGACGGCAGGGCACAACGGAGGAGCACGAUGACUACUUGUCGUUGGGCAUUGAAAAGGGAUAUUUACAUUUCCGCUAUGAUCUCGGCGCUGGCGAAGUGGACAUACGCUUCAAUGGAACCAAAGUCAGCGAUGGCCUUUGGCAUCGGGUCAGAGCUAUACGAAACUCCCAGGAAGGUUAUUUGGAAGUGGACGGACGCAAAACACAGACGCUGCGUACGCCGGGCAAGCUGCGACAACUGAACACCGAUACCGGACUCUAUGUUGGUGGAAUGCCUGAUGUGGCAUACUUCACGCAUCAGCGCUAUUUGAGUGGAAUUAUUGGCUGCAUAUCGGAGAUCGUUUUGGCUGGCGAGAAAUUGAACUUUGAUCCAAAUACGUUGGGCACAGCGCACAACGUGGAGACGGGCCUACUAUGAAACGCUGCACUUACAUAAGCCUCAAGACUUUUGAUACAUAUAUCAAAUAGUUUAAAUGUUAUUAUUUAAUUAACGAAAUGUUUACAAAUUUGUCUAUUUCGUUUGUGUUUGUACAAAGACGCUUUUAAAAUCAACUGAGAAUGAAACAGAAUGAUAAAGAGAGAGGAAAAGGAAGAGAAUGAAGUAAAAAGAAGAGAAUUGAGUUCUAGUUGGGAAAUUUUUUUACGCCAAGAGAUGAGCUGAGAAGUAACUAAAGUAAAUAUAGUAAACCAUACUACAUAUAAUAUAUAUAGUGCAUACAAAACCAUAAUGAUUAUAUACAAAUGCAUACAUAUAAAUA
Messenger RNA from Drosophila arizonae, 4443 nucleotides. Its product is annotated as EGF like, fibronectin type III and laminin G domains protein pikachurin. Gene Ontology annotation, molecular function: calcium ion binding. The record is from RefSeq and is a predicted model, not a curated record. Lineage: Eukaryota; Metazoa; Arthropoda; Insecta; Diptera; Drosophilidae.